GAGCAGGAGUCCCCUGUACAGCAGUUACCUGCCUCUGAAGAGAUCGUAGCUCACCCAUCGAUACAGCACAAGGUAGAUAUUCCCUUUAAAAGUUGGUGUGAAGCUCAGCACUCACACUGGCCCAAUGUCACAGUCAAGCCUGUGGAUGUGGAGCUUACAAGAACUCCAGAACCAGGUAAGGAACUUACAUCAAGCCAGGAACAGGCCACAGCUCAGCCUCCAGAGCACCCCGAGGAGGUGAACUCUUCCUCAACCCAAUUAGAGGCCCCAGCUCAGACACCAGAGCGCCCUGAGGAGAGGAAACCUUCUGCAUCCCAGCAAGAGACCUCAGCUGAGCCUCCGGGGCCUCCCGUGGAGGCUGAACGUUCCCCCAGUGAGCAGAAGCAGCCAGCUCAGCCUUCCGAGUUUCCUGCGUGGCCUGAACCUUCUCUGACCCAGCAGGAGGCCCCAGCUCAGCCUUCAGAGUCCUCCAAGGAAAGUCUAGCUCAAGCUCCACCGAAUCAUGAGCUGACAGUUCAGCCUCCAGAUGGGGAUCAAGCUCAUUAUAAUUUGCCCAACAUUACAAUGAAACCUACAGAUGUGGAGAUUACCAUAACUUCAGAGCCUACCAAGGAGACAGAAUCUUCCCAAGCCCAGCAGGAGGCCCCGACUCAGUCUCUAGAGGAGGUGGAACCUUCUGCAACCCAACAGGAGGCCCCAACAGUACCUCCACGUCUACCUAUGGAGACUCAACUUUCCCCCAGUGAGCACGAGCAGCCAGCUCUGCCUUCUGAAUUUUCUGGGAAGCUUGAAUCUUCUCAGACCCAGGAGGAGAUCCUAGCUCAGCCUCAGGAAGAGAUGGAACCUUCUGCGAUCCAAGAGGAGAUCCCAACUGAGCCUCCAGGUCCUCCUAUGGAGACUGAACUUUCCCCUAGUGAGCAGCUAGCUCAGCCUUCUGAGUCUUCUGGGGAGCUUGAACCUUCUCAGACCCAGGAGGAGACCCCAGCUCAGCCUCCCAAAGAGAUAGAACAUUCUCCAAUCCAAGAGGAGACCCCAACGGAGCCUCCAGGUCCUCCUAUGGAGCCUGAAUUUUCCCCCAGUGAGCAGCUAGCUCAGCCUCCUGAGUCUUCUGGGGAGCUUGAAUCUUCUCCAGCCCAGCAGGAGACCCCAGCUCAGCCUCCAGAACAUCACGAAAUAACAGUUUUACCUGCAGGUCACCAUCAAGCUCAGCAUUCAGAUUUGCCCAAUGUCACUGUUAAGCCUCCAGACAUGCAGCUCACCAUAGCGACAAAGUCUACUGUAGAGAUGGGAACUUCUCCAAUCCACCAGGAGGCUACAGCUCAGCUCUCAGGACCAGUUACGGAUGUAAAACCUUCUGCCACCCAGCACGGGGGCCCACCUCUGCCUCCAGAAUCAUUGGAAGAGGUUGGACCUUUACCAAUUCAACAGGAGACUUCAGUUCAGUCUCCAGAACCUAUUAAGGAUGAGAACCCCUCUCCAACCCAGCAGGAGGCUGCAGCUGAGCAUCCACAGACCCCUGAGGAGGUUGAGUCUCCUCUAAACCAGCAGGAGGUCCCAGCUCAGCCUUCACAGUCCCUUGAGGCGAUCGCAGCUCACCCAUCGAUACAGCACAAGGUAGAUAUUCCCUUUAAAAGUUGGUGUGAAGCUCAGCACUCACACUGGCCCAAUGUCACAGUCAAGCCUGUGGAUGUGGAGCUUACAGGAACUCCAGAGCCAGGUAAGGAACUUACAUCAAGCCAGGAACAGGCCACAGCUCAGCCUCCAGAGCACCCCGAGGAGGUGAAUUCUUCCUCAACCCAGUUAGAGGCCCCAGCUCAGACACCAGAGUGCCCUGAGGAGAGGAAACCUUCUGCAUCCCAGCAAGAGACCUCAGCUGAGCCUCCGGGGCCUCCCGUGGAGGCAGAACAUUCCUCCAGUGAGCAGGAGCAGCCAGCUCAGCCUUCUCAAUCUUCUGGGGAGCUUGAACCUUCUCAGACCCAGGAGGAGACCCCAGAUCAGCCUCCAAAAGAGAUGGAACCUUCUGCAAUCCAAGAGGAGACCCUAAUGGAGACUCCAGGUCCUCCUAUGGAGCCUGAACCUUCCCCCAGUGAGCAGGAGCAGCUACCUCAGGCUUCUGAGUGUCCUGCGGAGGCUGAACCUUCUCUUACCCAGCAGGAGGCCCCAGCUCAGCCUCCAGAGUCCUCUAUGGAAAGUCUAGCUCAAGCUCCACCGAAUCAUGAGCUGACAGUUCAACCUCCAGAUGAGGAUCAAGCUCAUUAUAACUUGCCAUAGUAUUAUAAUUAAACAUGCAGAUGUGGAGAUUACCAUAACUUCAGAGCCCACCAAGGAGA
This is a messenger RNA of Sapajus apella (tufted capuchin), 2330 nucleotides long. RefSeq names its product leucine-rich repeat-containing protein 37A-like. The transcript has 2 exons. NCBI's taxonomy places the organism in Eukaryota, Metazoa, Chordata, Mammalia, Primates, Cebidae. The annotation marks the transcript as partial. The record is from RefSeq and is a predicted model, not a curated record.